AUUAUUUUAAUGUAAUCUAACGAAAAACCUGUUGUUGUUAUAAUAACUGAACAAAUAUGUAUUCACCUUCAAAAUUACACUUAAUAUUUAAAAUCAGUAAAUGGAUAAUUAAAACAAGUAACUUAGAACAAUAUGAGACUUUAAAAAGUCUUAAAAUUCUUCAAAGUCUGAAUGAAUCUCUGAUUCACCAAACAGUUCAUUAAACUUGGCUUCAGUCACAGCCGCACCUGCAUUGUCAUUGUAGAUGUCGGCACUGUCGUCUUUGGGAGAUAAUUGUCCCAUUCCACUUGGCACUGGGGAAGCUUCAGCUGGACUACUGGGUCCAAUUCUGGGCGCUGCACUUUAAGAAAGAUGCAAAUAAACUGGAGGACAAAAACACAAAUGAUAAAAAGAUUUAGAAAACUUGACCUAUGAGGAAAGGUUAAAAAAAUGGGCAGGUUUAGUUUUGUGAAAAGAAGAUUGAUGGAAGACCUGAUAUAAACCUUCUAAUGUGUUAAGGGCAGUUAUACAGAGGACUGUGAUCAAUUAUUCUCCUGUCCACUGAAGGUGGGACAAGAAAUAAUAAACUUAACCUGCAGCAAGAGAGAUUUAGGUUAGAUAUUAAGCAAAACUUUCCAGCUGUAAGGACAGUUAAGCACUGGAAUAGGCUUCCAAGGGAGGUUGUAGAAUUCCCAUUAUUGGAGGUUCUUGAGAACAAGUUGGACAAAUAUCAAUCAGGGAUGGUCUAGGUUUACUUGGUCUUGCCUCAGCACAGGGAGCUAAACUUGAUGACUUCUCGUGGUCCCUUCCUGCCUUACGUUUCUAUGAUUCUAUACAAGCAGGUGAUGGCAUGAUUCAUGUGAACAUUUUCCCUUUAUUUUUGCAUUUCUAGAAUAUAUUUUCAAUGAUGUUUUAUCAAAUAUUUCUAUACAUUUAUCCAUUUAGAUAAAUUUCUAUGCAUUUAUCCCUCUGAACUUUAGCUCAGAGAUGUUCCCCCCCUUUUAGUGAUAUGAAAUAAUUCCACACAGCUGAUGAUGUCAUUAAAAAAAUCUAUUCCAAAAUGGAGCUUCAUGGCUACAGGGAAAGAGCAUAUAGUUGAUAAUGGCUUUGAAGCACCCAAACAAGGUUUUUUUUAAAUCAAAAUAACCAAACUGUCCUAGUGCUUGACAAACAAUUUGUGGAAUAUUUGAGCUUGGAUUUAUUUUUCCAUUGGAACAAUUUCUGCUUGUUGUUGUUGUUCAGCGACUGUUCAAUUUUAUCCUGUACAAAGGACUUUGGGGUGCUUUUAUUUUUAAUUGUAUUUUGAGGCCCAGUGAAUAACCAGGGUGGGUACUGAAGUGUAUUUUAAAGAAUAUUUUUUUUUAAAUUCCAUAUUCUGUUACCCUUGUGUCUGAUGUAUUUCUUGAGGGGUCACAAGAGCAUCAUUCAGGUGCAACUGGCCACCCUUCUCCCUUCUCUUCUAACUACUGGUACUGCUGCUGAGGGUAAUCCUUGUAAUCCAACAAUAUACAGCUGUAUAUUUUUCAUGUAUUGAAUGUGAUUAUACAGGCAAAAUCCUUACUGCUAUAUCAUAUGUGUGUAGACCAUAUUUAUGUAUAUGUGCAUGUAUUGUAUCUAUCUCUGUGGCUGCACUGUAUAUGUCUCUGCACAACUGGUGUGUGCAUGUAAACAUUUUUAUCUGCAUGUAGGUUUAUGCGUUGUCUGGGGUCACCAAUACCACAUACACAUAAGAAAAUCAUGAUUUAGGCCCCCAAAAUCAUAAGAUUUGCUUAGAAAGUCAAGUGUUUAAAAAACAAAAACUUAAAAAACCAAACAAAUAAUUUUUGAACCUUGAGGUAACAUUCGGGUCACAUUUUCAAGCUUUUCUCCCAACCAUGAGGGUUAAAAACUUAAACAACCCCCCCGCCUCCCCGAAGAUUUUCACCUAAUCACACGCUCCUGUACAAGCUGGGGAUUCAAGGAAGCCAUGCCAACCGGCAAUAUUGUGUCUAUGUAUAUAAAAGCGUAUGUGUGUAUACAUUGUGUGCAUUGUUUUAUAUACAUUUAUCGUUGUGUAUAUUGAGUGUGGAUUCCAUGUGUAUGCAUCUGUCACGCGGCUUGUGUGUAUUUGUCUGCAUACUUGUACACAUUUGUAUAGGCACUGUGCAUCUGCAUUGUGCGUGUGCUCUUCUUUCUGUGUAUGUACCUGCGCAGUUCUGCAUAAGCAGCGGUGUGCACGGUAUGUCUUCUGAACGCGCACGGGUUUACACCGCGUGUGUCCGCACGCCCGGCGUGUGUGCCCCUGCACCAGUGCUGUGCCCGUGGAGUCUCAGCCGUCGCUGCGAGACUGAAGGCGGUUGUCUAGCCUCGGCGAGAAAGGGACCUGCUAGCGCCGGCCGCCCUUCUCUACCCCCUGCAGAGGGCGGCGGCCGCUGCCUCCUCCCCCCCCCGCCCCCCGUGUGUGUGGCGUCUUCUCCGUUCAGCCCCCGGCAUCACCGCCGACGCCGCAGCGAGGACCACCUAAAAACAAACAAACCCUAACACAUCCCCAAACGCGAGGGGCAGAGACCAGUACUCCCAAGCGCGCCCUGAAGGGCGAUGCAGGCGGUAGGUCGGAGGCACCGGGCCCUGUUUUCUGCGCCGUGUUGCUGGUCCCCGGCUCCUCCUCCUCUCCGCACCGCGGGGCCGGCGUUGUUGGCACCCACCCCCCGCCCGGCCCCGCGCCGUUCUCGUGGGGGCUUGUGACAGGGGCCAGACGCCUGGGGGAGGCGGUGCUGGUGGAGGGCGGAUGGAUGGUGGCGGCGGCAGGAGGCCUGGCCGGGCGGCGGAUGCGCAGGGACCGGAUCCCACCCGCUGCAUCGGUACCUUGUCGCCGGGCCGCCGCGAGCUGCCGGGGGGCUUCACUGUUAUAGAUAACAAGAGUUAACUUCAGAAUGCUCAAACGGAAACAAAGCUCACGUGUGGAAGCUCAGCCAGUUACAGACUUUGGCCCUGAUGAAUCUUUGUCAGACAAUGCAGAUAUCCUGUGGAUUAACAAACCAUGGGUUCACUCUUUGCUACGCAUCUGUGCCAUCAUCAGUGUCAUUUCUGUUUGUAUGAACACCCCAAAGACCUUUGAGCAUUAUCCUCCUCUUCAAUAUUUGACAUUUGCUCUAGAUACUUUAUUGAUGUUUCUCUACACUGCAGAGAUGAUAGCAAAAAUGCAUAUCCGUGGGAUAGUCAAGGGGGAUAGCUCCUAUGUAAAGGAUCGUUGGUGUGUGUUUGAUGGAUUCAUGGUUUUUUGUCUUUGGGUGUCAUUGGUGUUACAGGUGUUUGAAAUCGCUGAGAUAGUUGAUCAGAUGUCACCCUGGGGCAUGCUGCGGAUUCCAAGGCCUCUUAUUAUGAUUCGAGCAUUCCGGAUAUAUUUUCGCUUUGAGCUUCCAAGAACCAGGAUAACAAAUAUUUUAAAGCGUUCUGGAGAACAGAUUUGGAGUGUUUCAAUUUUCCUUCUAUUCUUUCUGCUUCUGUAUGGAAUUCUAGGAGUUCAGAUGUUUGGAACUUUUACCUAUCAUUGCGUAACAAAUGACACCCAGCCAGGAAAUGUAACCUGGAAUAAUUUAGCUAUCCCAGAUACCCACUGUUCCAGAGAGCUAGAAGAAGGUUACCAGUGUCCAGCAGGAUUUAAGUGCAUGGACCUUGAAGAUCUGGGACUAAGCAGGCAAGAGCUGGGCUACAGUGGAUUUAAUGAGAUAGGCACCAGCAUAUUUACUGUUUAUGAAGCUGCUUCUCAAGAAGGCUGGGUGUUCCUUAUGUAUAGAGCAAUUGACAGUUUUCCCCGAUGGCGUUCAUACUUCUAUUUCAUCACCUUAAUUUUCUUUCUUGCCUGGCUUGUUAAGAACGUGUUCAUUGCUGUCAUCAUUGAAACAUUUGCUGAAAUAAGAGUGCAAUUCCAGCAGAUGUGGGGGUCCAGGAGCAGUACCACCUCAACAGCUACUACCCAGAUGUUUCAUGAAGAUGCUGCUGGAGGCUGGCAGCUAGUGGCUGUUGAUAUGAAUAAACCCCAGGGCAGAGCUCCAGCAUGUCUACAGAAAAUGAUGAGGUCAUCAAUAUUUCAUAUGUUCAUACUGAGCAUGGUAGCUGUGGAUGUCAUUGUCGCUGCUAGUAAUUACUACAAAGGAGAGUCUUUCAAAAGACAGCAUGAUGAAUUUUACCUAGCUGAGGUUGCUUUUACAGUUCUCUUUGACUUAGAAGCUCUUCUGAAGAUCUGGUGCUUGGGCUUUACUGGAUACAUCAGCUCAUCUCUUCACAAAUUUGAAUUGCUGCUUGUAAUUGGAACUACUCUUCAUAUUUAUCCAGACCUCUACCAUUCCCAGUUUACAUAUUUUCAGGUGCUUAGGGUAGUUCGACUUAUAAAGAUUUCUCCUGCUUUGGAGGAUUUUGUGUAUAAGAUAUUUGGACCUGGAAAAAAACUUGGGAGCUUGGUUGUAUUCACUGCCAGCCUUUUAAUUGUAAUGUCAGCAAUUAGUUUACAGAUGUUCUGCUUUGUGGAAGAACUGGACAGAUUUACAACUUUUCCAAGGGCAUUCAUGUCAAUGUUCCAGAUCCUUACACAGGAAGGAUGGGUGGAUGUCAUGGAUCAGACUCUUAAUGCUGUAGGACAUAUGUGGGCACCUGUAGUUGCUAUUUACUUUAUACUUUAUCAUCUUUUUGCUACUCUGAUUCUGCUCAGCUUGUUUGUUGCUGUUAUUUUGGACAACUUGGAACUUGAUGAAGAUCUAAAGAAGCUUAAACAACUAAAGCAAAGUGAAGCCAAUGCUGAUACUAAGGAAAAGCUUCCACUGCGUCUACGUAUAUUUGAAAAAUUUCCUAACAGGCCACAAAUGGUGAAAAUCUCCAAGCUUCCUUCAGAUUUUACAGUUCCAAAAAUAAGGGAAAGUUUUAUGAAGCAGUUUAUUGAUCGUCAGCAGCAGGAUACAAGCUGCUUAUUGCGAAGACUCCCUUCGGCAUCUUCUUCCUCGUGUGACCACUCCAAAAGAUCUGCAAUUGAAGAAAACAAAUAUAUUGACCAAAAGCUCCGUAAAUCAGUUUUCAGCAUCAGGGCAAGAAAUCUUCUGGAAAAGGAGACAGCAAUCAGUAAAAUCCUUAGGGCCUGCACUAGACAACGCAUGCUGAGUGGAUCCUUUGAGGGGCAACCUGCAAAGGAAAGGUCAAUACUUAGUGUCCAGCAUCACAUACGGCAAGAGCGCAGGUCACUAAGACAUGGUUCCAACAGCCAGCGAAUCAGCAGGGGAAAAUCUCUUGAAACCUUGACUCAAGAUCAUUCUAAUACAGUGAGAUACAGAAAUGCACAGAGAGAAGACAGUGAGAUCAAGAUGAUCCAGGAAAAAAAAGAACAAGCUGAAAUGAAAAGGAAAGUCCAAGAGGAGGAGUUGCGAGAGAAUCAUCCAUAUUUCGAUAAGCCACUUUUCAUAGUUGGUCGAGAGCACAGAUUCAGAAACUUUUGUCGGGUGGUUGUGCGAGCUCGCUUUAACGCUUCUAAAACAGAUCCUGUUACCGGAGCUGUGAAAAAUACCAAAUACCAUCAGCUCUACGAUCUGCUGGGAUUAGUUACAUACCUGGACUGGGUUAUGAUCAUUGUUACUAUAUGCUCCUGCAUUUCUAUGAUGUUUGAAUCCCCCUUUAGAAGAGUUAUGCAUGCUCCAACACUCCAGAUUGCUGAAUAUGUUUUUGUAAUAUUCAUGAGUAUUGAGCUUAAUCUGAAGAUUAUGGCAGAUGGCUUGUUUUUUACACCAACAGCUGUCAUAAGGGACUUUGGGGGAGUCAUGGAUAUAUUUAUAUAUCUUGUAAGUUUGAUAUUCCUUUGCUGGAUGCCUCAGAACGUUCCUGCUAAAUCUGGAGCUCAGCUCUUAAUGAUACUACGAUGUCUCCGACCCCUUCGCAUUUUCAAACUGGUGCCGCAAAUGAGGAAAGUUGUACGAGAGCUGUUUAGUGGCUUCAAGGAAAUCUUCUUGGUGUCCAUUCUUUUGCUGACAUUAAUGCUUGUUUUUGCAAGCUUUGGAGUUCAGCUUUUUGCUGGGAAACUGGCCAAGUGCAAUGAUCCAAUCAUCAUCGCAAGGGAAGAUUGUCAUGGCAUCUUCAGAAUAAAUGUAAGUGUUUCAAAAAAUCUGAAUUUAAAGCUAAGACCUGGAGAGAAGAAGCCUGGAUUUUGGGUGCCACGAGUCUGGGCAAAUCCUCGCAAUUUUAAUUUUGACAAUGUGGGAAAUGCUAUGUUGGCACUAUUUGAAGUUCUUUCAUUAAAAGGCUGGGUGGAAGUCAGAGAUGUCAUUAUUCAUCGCGUGGGGCCGAUCCAUGGAAUCUAUAUUCAUGUCUUUGUGUUUCUGGGCUGCAUGAUUGGAUUGACCCUCUUUGUUGGAGUUGUCAUUGCUAAUUUCAAUGAAAAUAAGGGUACAGCUUUACUGACUGUAGAUCAGAGACGGUGGGAAGAUCUAAAGAGCAGACUGAAGAUAGCUCAACCUCUUCAUCUCCCACCUCGUCCGGAUAAUGAUGGCUUUAGAGGGAAAAUGUAUGAUAUAACGCAGCAUCCGUUUUUUAAGAGGACCAUUGCUGUGCUUGUUCUGGCCCAGUCUGUCUUGCUUUCAGUGAAGUGGGAUGUCGAAGAUCCAGUGACUGUUCCUUUAGCAACAAUGUCUGUCGUUUUCACCUUCAUUUUUGUCCUAGAGGUCACUAUGAAGAUUAUUGCCAUGUCACCUGCUGGCUUCUGGCAAAGCAGAAGAAAUCGAUAUGACCUUUUGGUGACCUCCCUUGGUGUUAUAUGGGUGAUACUUCACUUUGCUUUACUUAAUGCAUACACAUAUAUGAUGGGUGCAUGUGUAAUUGUCUUCAGGUUCUUCUCCAUCUGUGGGAAACAUGUGACACUGAAAAUGCUGCUGCUGACUGUGGUUGUCAGCAUGUAUAAGAGUUUCUUCAUCAUUGUGGGAAUGUUCUUACUGCUUCUUUGUUAUGCUUUUGCUGGUGUAGUUUUAUUUGGCACAGUGAAAUAUGGAGAGAACAUUAACAGGCAUGCAAACUUUUCAUCAGCUGGCAAGGCUAUUACCGUACUCUUCAGAAUAGUUACUGGGGAAGACUGGAACAAGAUUAUGCAUGACUGCAUGGUUCAGCCUCCUUUUUGUACUCCAGAUAACAGCACAUACUGGAAGACAGAUUGUGGAAAUUAUGCUGGUGCUCUGAUGUAUUUCUGUUCCUUUUAUGUCAUCAUUGCAUACAUAAUGCUAAAUUUGCUUGUAGCGAUCAUUGUGGAAAAUUUCUCAUUGUUUUACUCCACUGAAGAAGACCAACUUUUAAGCUAUAAUGAUCUUAGACAUUUUCAGAUUAUAUGGAACAUGGUUGAUGACAAAAGAGAGGGGGUAAUCCCUACCUUCCGUGUGAAGUUUCUGCUGAGGUUGCUGCGUGGGAGGUUGGAGGUAGAUCUUGACAAGGACAAACUUUUGUUCAAGCACAUGUGCUAUGAAAUGGAGAGGCUGCAUAAUGGUGGAGAUGUCACUUUCCAUGAUGUAUUGAGCAUGCUGUCAUACAGGUCUGUUGAUAUCAGGAAAAGUCUUCAACUGGAAGAGCUUCUUGCCAGGGAACAACUGGAGUACACGAUAGAAGAAGAAGUGGCCAAACAAACCAUACGCAUGUGGCUGAAGAAAUGCUUAAAGCGUAUCAGAGCAAAACAGCAGCAGUCAUGUAGCAUUAUCCAUAGUCUACGAGAGAGUCAACAGCAGGAGUUGAGCCGAUUUCUGAAUCCACCCAGCAUUGAAACAACACAGCCAAGUGAAGAUAUGAAUGCUAAUAAUCAAGAUAACAAUGCACAGCCAGAGACAAGUAGCCAGCAGCAGCUCCUUAGUCCAACGCUUUCUGACAGGGGCGGGUAUCGGCAGGACUCUACAGAUGGUGGGAAGCCUCAACGAAAAUUUGGACAAUGGCGUUUGCCAUCAGCCCCCAAACCAAUAAGCCAUUCAGUGUCUUCAGUCAAUCUGCGGUUUGGUGGUCGUACAACUAUGAAAUCUGUUGUAUGCAAGAUGAAUCCUAUGUCAGAUGCUGCUUCUUGUGGAUCAGAAGUGAAGAAAUGGUGGACAAGACAACUAACUGUGGAGAGUGAUGAGAGUGGGGAGGAUCUUCUUGACAUCUGACCAAGAAAAGAGGCUAACUUAAGUCAUAUUGCAACAACAGCCAUUUCAAAUAAAAACAAUUUUCUUGGGGUUUGAAUUGAAUGAGAUAUAAUUGAUAUAUGAUUUAUUUAAAAUGAAUGCCAUAGGAUUUUUCAACUGCUUAUCUUUUUGCCAUAUAAAACAUAAUACAGACCUGUAUGUUAGAUUUCAGCUCUAUUAUGAUUACUGUAUGUUAGGAAGACUCUAUAUUAUGGCAGUAUUGAUGACGCCACAGAGUCUAUAUUGUCUUUAGCAUAGAUGGAGCAUUGAAAGAUUUCAUACAUUCUGUAGCUGUAACAAAAAUUUGUAUUCAGGUAUAUACUUCUGCAUUUUUUCAUCCUGUACCAUACCUGAAAAUGGCCAGCACAUUACUGUACAGCAUUUAUUUUCUUUUUAUUUUCUCUCAGUUCUAUUCUAGUAAUAUUUCUCUAGAAAGAUUUUAUUAUUCAUGAAUGACCUAAAAAAGGUCAGCACUGAGUUCAUGGUAAGGGACAGUAUUUUUACAAAGUACAGAUUCUGAAUUUCAAGUCUAGUCUUUUUCUUGUAAUUUUCUUGAAUAUGCAAAUACAAUAUAGCUGAUUUUAAAAUCAGAAAAUGAUGGACUGGCUUUUAAAAAUUGGAUUUUUUUCUUCUGGUUAAUUAUGUAAAGAGUUUAAUUUUCAUAAGAAAUCAGCCAAAAAAAUGACAUGGUUUAAGAAUUUGCAAAAACAUUUACACAUGGUAUGUUUCAUUAAUGACCUGGACAACAAAAACAAAUCCUACAUAAAGUGGAAACUUGAAUGGAUUGCUAAAGAGGAGUACAAAAGAAUUGCAAAACCAUAUAGGGACAAAAUCAGAAAGCGCAAAACAUAAAAUGAGUUACACCUAGUAAGGGACAUAAGCAGCAAUAAGAAGAGGUUCUUUAAAUACAUUAGGAGCAUGAGAAAAACAUAGGAAAGUGUAGGUCCUCUACCUAGUGAGGAAGGAGAGCUGAUGAUAUCAAGAAGGCUGAGAUGUUUAAUGCCUAUUACUCUUCAGUCUUCACUAAAACGAUUAAUGGUGACCAGAUACUUAAUGCAAUUAAUAUUCUAACAAGCGGGGAAGGAACACAAAGCAAAAUAGGAAAAGUACAGGUUAAAAAAUAUUUAGAUAAGUUAGAUAUAUUCAAGUUAGCAGGGCCAAAUGAAAUUAAUCCUAAAGUACUUAAGAAACUAGCUGAAGCAAUCUCGGAAUCAUUAGCAAUUAUCUUCGAGAACUCAUAGAGGCCCCAGAGGACUAAAGAAGACCAAAUAUAGUACCUGACUUUAAAAAGGGAAAAAAAGAGGACAUGGGGAUUUAUAGACCUGUUAUCCUAAAGUCAAUAUCUGGAAAGAUACCAGAACAAUUUAUUAAACAAUCAAUUUGUAAGUGCCUCGAGGAUAAUAGGGUGAUAAGGAAUAGCCAGCAUGGAUUUGUCAAGAACAAAUUAUGCAAAACCAACUUAACCUUACUCCUUUGACAGGGUUACUGGCCGAAUGGAUAGAGGGGAAGCAGUAGACAAGUUAUAUAAAAUAGCAAGUUGGGGUGCUCUUUACAACUCUGAGGCUUUUGAAAUACAGUUCAGUUUUACCAAUCUAUAUAGGAGUGAACCAAGUUUUAACCAUGUUAUCACUCAUGCUCCAGUCUGACAAACCCAAGGCUGUAUCAUGAUUCCAUAACAUGGUUAAAAAGUGGUUUGGUCCCUUUUAGUCUGGGAAAUCAUGUUUUUACAUGUGAUGGUGGUUUCUUUUGUGUAGUACAAAGAAUGCUAACCACUUGAGAGAUAAGUAAGAGAAUCCAUCAGUUUCCCAAAGAGUUUUCAGUAUAGAUUAAGGCUACACAAAUACAGGGAUGGGAAAGAGAAGCGACCAAAAGCAGCAUGAAUGGCACAUAUCUUGUAGGUUCCACAAUAUACGGUUGUUAAAAAUAUAUGGGCUGGGGAUUGUGUACCCUUUCCUCAGAUACACACUGGAAGUUGUAAGCAAUGUAGCUGGGCCCCAAACACAAUUGUUUUUGUCGUAUACCUGAGACCUUUUCCACUACCAUUGUUUCCUAUGGAAAUGAUAGGUUGCUCUAACAUGGCCUGAUGUGAGAUCUCGUGAGAGGCUCACAGUAAUGUAUGGCUCCACACGUAACAUUUUCU
Molecule: messenger RNA, 10266 nt
Organism: Dermochelys coriacea (leatherback sea turtle)
Lineage: Eukaryota; Metazoa; Chordata; Testudines; Dermochelyidae
Gene: NALCN
Product: sodium leak channel, non-selective
Exons: 44
Coding region: 2892-8108 (1738 amino acids)
Biological process (GO): transmembrane transport; monoatomic ion transport
Cellular component (GO): membrane
Molecular function (GO): monoatomic cation channel activity
Source: RefSeq, a predicted model, not a curated record